Microthlaspi erraticum is the source of this 1434-nucleotide messenger RNA. The record is from the annotation of a GenBank genome assembly. Lineage: Eukaryota; Viridiplantae; Streptophyta; Magnoliopsida; Brassicales; Brassicaceae.
AUGAAUAAAAGUGCAAAGUUUAGCUUGAAACUUCUCAUCGAUGAGAAGACAAACAAAGUUGUUUUGGCAGAGGCUGGUCAGGAUUUCGUUGAUGUGCUCAUGAGUCUCUUGACUCUCCCAAUGGGUAAAGUUGCUAGAUUGCUGGAGAAUCAAAAGGCGGUCCUAGGCUGUUACAAAAACCUCAACAGAAGUGUUGCAAAUAUGGGCAUCGAUCACUUUGAGACUGAAGCUUGCAAGAGCAUGUUGAUGUGUCCAAAGAGUACUAUGGAGAUCCAUUGCAGUAGGCUCAAGCUGAACAUGAGUCACACUAAUCCCACCAACUUCUUUGUCUGCCCAAAAUUGUUUCAGACUACUGAUUCAUGCAGCAGCAGGGCAUACAGCAAUUUUAACACCUCAAGAUGUAGUUGUGGAUCCUUGAUGAACGCUCAAAUUCCGGUCCCAGAAGAAGAACAGGUUGGAGAAGUCAUAGGAAACAAUGCAGAUGGAGUUUUAGUCAAUUGCCGAUCCUCAUUCAUUGUCACUGAUGAUUUGAAAGUAUCAGUGAACUCUAUUGGUCUAGUCAUGCAAGCUCUUAAUGAAUUAGGGUAUGUUGAUUGUAGUGAUCUGCGUGAAACCCUACUUGAUGUAGGGUUCGAAGAGGUGUUGAAUCUACUGGGAUGUUUGUUCACUUCAGAAUCUCCCUUGACAUGCGCAUUUCUCAGAAAAACUUGCGUGACAAGGAAGCAUCUAAUGUUGUCUCCUCCAGCGACAAUAAAGGGGAAAGUAUGUUCAGUGAAAGUAUUUGUUCGAAAGCUUGACAGGGAGAUUCUUUAUGCUGAAUGCAAUGAAGACUUCAUUAACUCUCUUCUAAGCUUUCUUGUUCUCCCUCUUGAGCUGGCUUGCUCAUUGUCUAAUGACAAUACUAUCUUUGGAUGUGUUGGAAAUUUGUGUAGAAGUCCUUGUAGAAGAACUGCUUCCGGAAGUUGUCGUCAUCCUUAUUAUUAUAUUUUCUCUAACAUCCAUCUGCUUAACUACACAAGCCAAUCAGUACCGUAUGAUUGUUUCAUUCCUCGGAAUUAUUACUCUUACUCGUGUUACAAAGUCGCCAGGAGCAUUGAAAGAUCUCUCUCAGAUGGUGGCAAAAUUGUGCGUUUGCAUCCAAAUGAUCCAAAAGUGAAGCCUGGAACUUCAUCAGGAAGUGGGAGCGGGUUUAUGAAGAAACAUACAAAGUUUGUCGUGUCUAAUGAUCUUACCAUAACUCCGAUGAAUUCAUUUUCGACCAUUGGCUUGUUAAAGAAGACGCAGGUAGGCAGCAUAAGUGAUCUCGAGGAGUAUCAGCUUAGCAUUUCCAAACCAGAGCUCAUUAGCAUUCUCAGAGCUUCCUUGACGUCCUCCUCUGCAUUGACCAUUGGUCUCUCAAACUUGCUCGUGAAGAAACCAAAGGAAAAAACUUAA